Messenger RNA from Anopheles funestus (African malaria mosquito), 2240 nucleotides. RefSeq lists its product as uncharacterized. The transcript is spliced from 4 exons. Bases 667 to 2142 code for a protein of 491 amino acids. The record is from RefSeq and is a predicted model, not a curated record. Gene Ontology annotation, cellular component: extracellular matrix. Lineage: Eukaryota; Metazoa; Arthropoda; Insecta; Diptera; Culicidae.
AUCCGGAUAACUGUUCUUAUGCAGCGAUGUGUGUUGCAAUCGAGUGUGUAGUUUUAUUGGAGUUAAUCAUUUCCAAAUUUAGUGUGAAGGUUAAAUUGUGUAGUUUAUUGGUGCACCCUGGUAUCCCUGAGGGCCUCUACAAUGUUAAAACAAAAGGAUACUACACAUGGUUAUUGACUAUUCUUGGAGGAUUCUUCACGUUUAUAUAAAAACGAAUUUAAUUGGUUAACAAAGCAUUAAUUUGGUGUCCUUCAGCAGUAUGAUGAUCGUUUCGAUAAGAGAUGGAAUUUAAAAUUUUAUAGUUCGUGGCUAAUUCUAACCUAAAACUAGACUCCACUUCGUACGUAUUGGGCAAAACAAUACUUCACCCUGCUUGCGCAUGCCAUCCAUACAAUUCGCAUACAAUUCGCUAGUCGUUGAACUGCAAUGGAAGGCCACUACGAUUGCUAGUAUCGAUCGUCCAACUUAGUGCCAUAUUUCUGGCGUGUGAAGAGGUUAUUUGUGUGAAAAGCGGCAAACCACAUGUAAUAAAGCACAAACAAACCACACAAGCUAAAUGGUUCGGCCGCUCUCUGCUUUUCUUCCUUCCCAGAGCUGCAUUGGGCAACGGUGUGUUUUUGGGGUGGAUGUGUUUAAAUAAUUCCGUGCUGACAGUGGGAACCGAAAAUGCAGUCAAGGUGUUUGCUGGCAGUGAAGCUUACCUGGUGGUGCUUGAUGGUGCCGUUGGCCACGAUUGGGCGCCCCGCUUGUAUGGCCGUAGCAAUAGAAUCUCCCGAGCCGGCAUCACUGUUACGACCUCGGGAUGUAAAUCCACACCCGUACCAGAAUGCCUACGACGGUAUCGCCAUCUUCGACCGGAACCUCAUUACCAAUAGCGAGAAAUUCACCGAAAAUCUUCUCAAUCAAGGUCCGAUACAGUUCCCACGGUUGCGAGAAGGAAGCACUGUUAACGCACUGCCCUAUCCGUACGAAACGUUGGCCCUCAAGGAACGGCAACAUAAGAUGGUACGGUUUUCCGGUGCCGAUAGCCAGACGGUAAAACCAGCGUACCAGGCAUUAGCGAAACAUGCUGCACGGGUACUUGGCAAAAGCUACGCCGUGGAAGAUAUCGAAGCUUAUAAUGAAGCGUCUACAAACGUGAAAAAGAAUUACGUUUUUUCGUACGCCGUCAAAGAUACGGCCUCGGGUGAUGAUUUUUCGCACACCCAGCAACAGCAGCAGGACGGUGCAGUCAAGGGCAGCUACAAGGUGCAACUACCGGAUGGACGUAUGCAGAUCGUCAAAUAUAUCGCCGACAAUAAUGGCUACCGGGCGGAUGUUACCUACGAAAAUGAACCGGCAGGCUUAGUGCCGGCCGCCAGUCCCCCAACAGGAACGGUAGUACCGGUUGCUACGGGAGCACCAAAUGCGGGAGCCUACCAAACGUACUACGCGAAAACUCCUGUCCAACAACCGCAACAGCAGUACCUCACCCAGAUUCGUCCGGCCCGGCUGUACUAUGCCGCACCCAAUCCGAAUCAAAUUCCCGUUCCAUUCUAUCCAACGCAAUUGCGCCCAAGUGAUGUGAAGAUCCACAGCUACAAUACGGCUCCCCAUGCCGGUGCAGUGAUCGCCUCCACCACAACCCAAGCUACGCCAGGUUCCGGAGCUUAUCUGACCACUUUCCCAGCAUCCGGCAAUCUGGCUUAUAUUGCGACAUCAAGCGCAAACGGACCGAUCGGCACGGUACAACUGCAAUCCAAUGGUGGUGGAGGUGGAGGUGGUGGUCUCGGUACGAUUGCGGUCCCCGUGACAGCGAUUCCGCUGGCUUACCGUGACAUCAACGUGCCACCACCUCCACCCGUACAACCGAUCGGUGUAGCAUUCGCUUCUGCCGGUCGUCGUACGACUGUUUUCGCUGACGGUGCGCGUGUAUCGCCCCAGGGUACACUGCAGCAAACGAUCUACCAGCAGCAGCCAGCACAAGCCCAGCAAGCAUUAGACUAUGGAUAUGUGCAGAUUCCAGUUGACAAUCGGGUGUACAGACGCGACACGGAUCGCAGUACGGAAGUACUGCCACGGCAGCAAAAGCUCGCCAAAAAGACAGCACCGAAGGCGCGAAAUCCAACGAAGCGCCAUCAGCAAGAGCACCAAGCGAUGUAAAUUGUGCGUGAUUGAUUGGUCGUAAUGAUCUUUUGUCUAAUAGCUAAUUACUUAUAAUAAAACUAAUGGUAAUGAUCAGAUACUUGAUUGUGAGUCGA